Molecule: messenger RNA, 2528 nt
Organism: Eutrema salsugineum
Lineage: Eukaryota; Viridiplantae; Streptophyta; Magnoliopsida; Brassicales; Brassicaceae
Product: two-component response regulator ARR2
Exons: 6
Coding region: 331-2202 (623 amino acids)
Biological process (GO): cytokinin-activated signaling pathway; phosphorelay signal transduction system
Molecular function (GO): DNA-binding transcription factor activity; DNA binding
Source: RefSeq, a predicted model, not a curated record
AAGAAAAAGAAAAAAAAAAAUCUGUAAACAGAGAAAUCGAGCUUGAAGCUGAGAGACAAAGCCAUGCUUUCUUCAACUCUCACAUCUCAUCUCACCCAAGCAUAAAUCUUUCUUUCCACUUAUUUUUUUCAAAAUUUACCCGCAAAAUUAUCAAUUUUUUUUUCCUAAUUCUCAUCAUCUUGGUAUCAAAAUUUUCUUACUUUUUUGUUUGUCAUCUCCAAUCUUUCGAAUCAAAACCACGUCAAUUCCACUUUUGUUUUGGGUUUCUAGGCAUAUAUUCUCUUAUUGUUCAAGCUUUUGUGUCUCUUCUUUCGCUUUAUUGGACAAGAGAUGAUAAAUCCGGGUCACGGAAGAGGACCCGAUUCGAGUGUUGUUGGUGGGUCGUCGAACUCUGACCCGUUUCCGGCGGGUCUUCGAGUUCUCGUCGUCGACGAUGACAAAACUUGUCUUAAGAUCUUAGAGAGGAUGCUCAUGAAUUGUCUCUACAGAGUAACGAAAUGUAACAGAGCAGAGAUCGCAUUGUCUAUGCUCCGUAAAAACAAGAAUGGUUUCGAUAUUGUCAUCAGCGAUGUUCAUAUGCCUGACAUGGAUGGCUUCAAGCUCCUCGAACACGUUGGUCUAGAGAUGGAUUUACCUGUUAUCAUGAUGUCUGCGGAUGAUUCAAAGAGCGUUGUGUUGCAAGGAGUGACUCACGGUGCAGUGGAUUACCUAAUCAAACCAGUACGUAUCGAGGCUCUGAAGAAUAUAUGGCAGCAUGUGGUGAGGAAGAAGAGAAACGUUUCAGAACAUUCAGGAAGUGUUGAAGAUGUUGGUGGAGGAGACAGGCAACAGCAGAGGAAUGAUGCUGAUAACAACUCGUCUUCUGCUAAUGAAGGGAAUUGGAGGAGCUCGAGGAAGAGGAAAGAAGAGGAAGUAGAAGAACAGGGAGAAGAUAAAGAGGACACGUCGAGCUUGAAGAAACCACGUGUGGUUUGGUCUGUUGAGUUGCAUCAACAGUUUGUUGCUGCUGUGAAUCAGCUCGGUGUUGACAAAGCGGUUCCUAAGAAGAUCUUAGAGAUGAUGAAUGUACCAGGGCUAACACGAGAAAACGUAGCCAGUCACCUCCAGAAGUACAGGAUAUAUCUAAGACGGCUUGGAGGAGUAUCACAGCACCAGGGUGGUAAUAUGAACCAUUCGUUUAUGAAUGUUCAAGAUCCUCUUUCUACGUUGAAUGGAUUUGAUCUUCAAGCUUUAGCUGUUGCUGGUCAGAGCCUCGCACAUCUUCAAGCAGCUGGCCAUGGCCGGUCUUCACUCACUAAACCGGGGAUGUCUGUUCCACCUCUUGCAGAUCAAAGAAGCAUCUUCAGCUUCGAGAACCCGAAAACAAGACAGACCAUGAACCUUGUUGGUAAUAACAAGCAGAUGAAUCUGCUUCACGGUGUCCCAACGGGAAUGGAACCGAAACAAUUCACAGGCAGUCACAUGCGCGUGCAGCAAAAUGUUCAGAGUAGUGGAAUGCUGAUGCCUGUAGCGGAUCAGCUACCUCGAGGAGGGCCAGCGAUGUUACCGUCUCUCCGGCAACAGCCGAUGUUGUCAAGCAGCGUUUCAAGGAGAAGUGAUCUCACUGAUGCUGUGGCCAGCAGCCGAGUGUUACCAGCCACUACACAUUCGGUCUUUAACAGCUUCCCUUUGGCAAGUGCCCCGGGGAUAUCGAUUCCUGUGUCUGUUUCUUGCCAAGAAGAGGUCAACAGCUCAGACGCUAAAGGCGGUUCAUUAGCUGCUACAGGGUUUGGUAACCCGAGCUACGACAUAUUCAGCGAGUUUCCUCAGCAAAACAACAACAACAACAAGCGGAACGAUUGGGAUCUGCGGAAUAUCGGUUUGGUCUACAAUACUCAUCAGGACACAUCCGCUUUUUCAACUUCGGAAGCGUACUCUUCGUCUUCCACUCAGAGAAAAAGGCAGGAAGCAGAGUUAACGGAGCAGCAACAUCAGCCGCUAAACCGGAGUCUGAAUCACAUGAACCAGGUUUACAUGAAUGGUGGUGGCUCGGUUAGAGUGAAGUCAGAGAGAGUGGCGGAGACCGUGACUUGUCCUCCUGCAAUAACAAUGUUUCACGAGCAGUAUAAUCAAGAAGAUCUCUUGAGCGCUCUUCUCAAGCAGGAAGGUAUUCCAUCGGAGUUCGAUUUUGACGGAUACUCCAUCGAUAACAUUCCGGUCUGACCUCAGAUACUCUAAGAGUAGACUGCAAGAUUCUUUGUAGAAAGAGACUACAAAUGGCCAUAAUCAAAGGGAGAUAUAGAACGGCUUGUGUGUUGUAUCUUUAGAUGAUAUAUAAUCUGCAGGAAAUUCAAAAGCAGAUUAUAGAAACCAAUAAUUACUUCUUCUUUUUCCUGGUUAUUAGGAGUAAUGUGAAUUUCUUGGAGAUAUUUUGUAUUUUUGUCCCGAGUCUUACAUUGAGUUUUAGGAACAUUUGUGUAAAUAUGUUUCUUAUGCGUUUGUUGCUUCAUAAUAAUAAAAGAUACGGUGCUAAUCCGAUCAUCAAUGAA